GACUCUAUCACCCUCCCUAGUACUCUGGGGCGCCCACGAAAACAACUCCAUCGAUUCUAGACGGGUGCAGCGGUAGGCUGUGUGGGCAUUCAAAGGCGACUCUGCCGGAACCACAAACCUGACACGCGCACACCGUCCAGCCCCUAUUCUUUCUCCUUUCCAGAGCUAACACCACGUUCUGACACUGAGAAAUCAUGGGCAACUCAUCCUCCAAAGAUGCGGGGGCAUCUUCCAGGAACCGAGGCGAUGACGACCUCAAGUCCUACCCUUCCUUUAGCAAAUCCGACACCAAGGACUCCUCGCGCUCUUUUCGCGGACUCCGCUCCAAAAUCCCCGGCGGAAGCAAGACGGACAGCCCCCGGAACUCAACCAUCCUCUCCAGCGAGGAAGUCGCUGAGAAAAUGAACGCUCUGAGUGGAAAGAAUGGCAGGCCGUCGGUGCAUACGCGGCCAAGCCGCAGAGACAUGUCGCCAUCGCCCGCCUCCCCCUCGACAUCUUCUCCCUCGUCACCUUCGCUCGAUACCGCAACGCUAGCGUCUCCGACCGGUGAACCCCUACCUCCUCCGUCGCCGGUUCACAAUGCUACAGGCGGCCACCACGAUGUCCGCGCCGCUCAGGAAAGUGGAGAAGUUGACCACAUUUCCGACCAACCGCCCUCUGGAGGUGGCGGAGCCAACUCCAACCAACAGCCUGGCCAGUCUAUCCUCGUGAAGCGCGAAAACACCAUCAACCCUGUCUACGAUACCCCCAACCAGGAUCCUCAGAAUGAGCAAGCAGUUUCCGGUGUUGCCAUGAGCGACAUCAAGGAUAUCGAUCUCGAUGAUUUUAUUAAGCGACUGUUGGAUGCCGCCUAUGCUGGAAAGGUCACCAAGAGCGUCUGCCUCAAGAAUGCCGAGAUUGUGGCCAUUUGCCACCGCGCCCGGGAGUUGUUCCUUUCUCAGCCGGCCCUUCUGGAACUGGAUGCGCCCGUCAAAAUUGUCGGCGAUGUUCACGGCCAGUACACUGACCUCAUUCGCAUGUUUGAAAUGUGCGGCUUCCCUCCAAACUCCAACUACUUGUUCCUCGGCGAUUACGUCGAUCGCGGAAAGCAGUCGCUCGAGACCAUCCUGCUCCUGAUGUGCUACAAGCUCAAGUACCCCGAAAACUUUUUCUUGCUCCGCGGCAACCACGAAUGCGCCAACGUUACCCGGGUUUACGGUUUCUACGAUGAGUGCAAGCGCAGGUGCAAUGUCAAGAUCUGGAAGACUUUUGUCGACACCUUCAACUGCCUCCCUAUUGCUGCUAUCGUUGCUGGUAAGAUCUUCUGCGUUCACGGCGGUCUUUCGCCCGCUCUUGGCCACAUGGACGAUAUCCGCAACAUUGCGCGCCCCACCGACGUUCCCGACUACGGACUGCUCAACGAUCUCCUCUGGUCUGAUCCAGCCGACAUGGAUCAGGACUGGGAGGCGAACGAACGAGGUGUCAGUUACUGUUUCGGGAAGAAGGUUAUCUCGGACUUCCUCGCCACUCAUGACUUUGAUCUGGUUUGCCGUGCACACAUGGUUGUUGAGGAUGGCUAUGAGUUUUACACUGAUCGCAUUCUUGUUACUAUUUUCAGUGCUCCUAACUAUUGCGGCGAGUUUGAUAACUGGGGAGCUGUCAUGGCUGUUUCUACCGAGCUUCUCUGCAGCUUCGAACUACUCAAGCCACUUGAUUCCGCUGCUCUUAAGACACACAUCAAGAAGGGUAGACACCGCCGUAACAACAUGCUCAACAGUCCUCCCGCCCACUUCAAUCCCCAGAGUGUCUGAGCCAUACUCGCACUGCUUCUGCA
Messenger RNA from Neurospora hispaniola, 1813 nucleotides. RefSeq names its product serine/threonine-protein phosphatase PP-Z. The record is from RefSeq and is a predicted model, not a curated record. Gene Ontology annotation, molecular function: protein serine/threonine phosphatase activity. Bases 195 to 1790 code for a protein of 531 amino acids. Lineage: Eukaryota; Fungi; Ascomycota; Sordariomycetes; Sordariales; Sordariaceae. Gene Ontology annotation, cellular component: nucleus; cytoplasm. The transcript has 3 exons.